Neurospora crassa OR74A is the source of this 2718-nucleotide messenger RNA. Its product is annotated as mitochondrial metalloendopeptidase OMA1. Gene Ontology annotation, molecular function: metalloendopeptidase activity. Gene Ontology annotation, biological process: mitochondrial protein processing; protein quality control for misfolded or incompletely synthesized proteins. The record is from RefSeq and is a predicted model, not a curated record. The coding region runs from base 303 to 1625 and encodes 440 amino acids. Gene Ontology annotation, cellular component: mitochondrial inner membrane. The transcript has 3 exons. Lineage: Eukaryota; Fungi; Ascomycota; Sordariomycetes; Sordariales; Sordariaceae.
UUUGUCUUCAUGUCACGGGCCUGUCAUUUUGUCAGAUUCCGGCCUUUCAUCUGCCACCUUCGCCGGAAUUCCACCGCAUCAGUGCACAGCAGCGAAGUCAGCAAACAGCACCUUUCACUUUGAAUAACACAUCCUAUCGAAGCCACGUUAUCGUGGCUGAAACCCUCCUUUAGCCUUGCUUUCUACCAUGUGUCGAACUACGUUUCCAAAACGGUCUCGUUCGUUUGCAUGCUGUACCUAGGAGUUCUUGACCUUUGUUGAAAGUAACAUAUACAAUUUGCGACACUUUCAUAUUCCAUACUAUGCUUCCUAAUCUCCGACCAUCGCUUGGUGUAGCUUCCACAGUGAUCGGGCAACGGACCGGUCUCGCAGCUGUUGUAGGCAUCCAGGCAGUCGCUGCUACGUCUAGAGCUUUUCGAACAUGCGCAUGCCUCAGCGCAGCAUUAUCUCCGACAGCGGUCACCUCACAAGCCAGCCGAAGCAUCAUACACGACAACCCAACCUUCCAACAGCCCCGAGCCUACCGGCGAUGUGUAGCGAGCCCUACCUUUACACCGACGCCAACACCAUGGCGACCGACGACAACCCGCCUACCCCCAAUCACCGGCCCUCCUCCAUGGGCACAACAACGCCGUUCCGCCUCAGACUGGUGGAACCGCUCCUUUAACGAGCGUGCCGACCCCUACGGUGUCCACCGCCGCUACGCCGACCCGCUCUUCACGAACCAAGACCUCAAGAGGGCCGCACGGCACCAAAACACCAAAUAUCUUCUGGUCUUCUGCGUCGCGGGAACCGUCAUUUUCUACUUCAUCAACCUCGAGACGGUGCCCGUUUCGGGCCGUACGCGCUUCAACAUCUACUCGCGCAAGCUGGUACUCGAGGCCGGCGAACUUUCCUUCCGCCGCUUACUGUACGAUUUGCAAAAGCAAGGCGUCGCCAUCCUGCCUGACUGGGACUGGCGCACGCAGCGCGUGAAGCGGGUGAUGGCGAAGCUGAUUCCCUUUAGCGGCAUGAAAGACGAAAAAUGGGAGAUUUUCGUGAUUGAUGAUCCGCACAAGGCCAACGCGUUCGUUUUGCCCGGGGGGAAGGUGUUUGUUUUCAGCGGGAUAUUGAACCUAGCUAGGACAGACUCGCAGUUGGCGACGGUGCUCGGUCACGAGAUUGCGCAUAACGUCGCCGACCAUGUUGGCGAGCGCAUGUCGCAAACCCUGGGCCUGAAUAUCUUGCUUUAUAGUUUGGUGGUGCUCUGCGGCGCUUUGGGACUUGGGGCCAUCAUCGCCCAGUUUGCGGGCGCGUGGGCGCUCGACACUGCGAUCUCGAACCCGAUGAGCCGCAAGCAGGAGAGCGAGGCGGAUUAUAUCGGCUUGAUGAUGAUGGCGGAGGCAUGCUAUGAUCCGCGGGAGGCGGUAACGUUUUGGGAGAAGAUGGAUAGGAUGUCAAAAGGAGAAGUGCCCGAGUGGAUGAGCACGCAUCCUUCGCACUCGAACAGAAUCGAAAAGAUUCUAGAGUGGUUGCCAGAAGCCCUGGAAAAGAGAGAGAGGAGUGAUUGCCGUACUACUUCCUCGUUUGCGGACCUCUUCAGGCAGGCGUUGUUGAAUGGUGCCAUAGAAAUUCGCCAAUAUUAGACUCGCUUCAGAGACUCUAUCUACUUCUGGAUAACGGCGUGAUCGCAUAAACAAGGGUACCAAUGGGCGGAAGUGAUAUCAUAGGCAGCGAGGCGUUUGAUCUUUCUUUUUGGGAAUAUCAUGGAUUAUUGGGCAUACAACACUUUGGAGAGUACAAUAAGGUUGAGGAGAUAUUAGACCACAGCAUUUUUGUACAAAUGAAAUUCCUACGGCGGGAGGCCAGUAACAAGUCUCAGGUGGCGACAUCCCAGUUUCUUUCACACAUAGAAACUAUCCGCCGCCCACCAGGAUAUUCCAUGCCCAUACCUAGUAACUGGCUUAGCCUCUGAUUAGUCUCGGUAUCUGGUAUUUGAAUCUGAAUGCAACGCAUCUUCGGGGUAUCUUCGCUCAAAACACAAUUAACACCUUUGUCCGGUUCCCUAACCAUAAUUCCCUCUGCUUCCCCUUUCAUGCUUCGUCAAGGUUACUCAGAUUCCACGAUCAGAGUGUCAUCCUCAUUCAAAGGCUCUUACCAGGGACCGAAUCCUACUCCAGGAAGCAAAGCAAUGCCACCACACUUCUUUUCGUCCUAACCUCUCUUCUUCCCGAACAACGGUAACCACCCCGUGCCACCUGCUCAAAAACCGCAUCAACAUUCUCCCCCGUUACACCCGCCGACGUCUCAAACCACGACUCACCCAGUGUCAGCUUCUUGGCGGCUUCCUUCCCUUCCUUUGUUGACACCUUCCUCUCUCCAAUUUCACUGAGUCCGAGUCCGAGUCCGCUCAGUGAACCAGCAGCGGCAGCGGCAGUAGCAGCAAUAGCAGCGCCGCCCAGGAUAUCCACGUCGUUCUUGUUUCCCACCAUCACCAUGGCGAAUUCUCUGACCACGUUUCUGGUUGUCUUUUUGAGGUGGAGAUAAUGCGCCUUGGAUCCUCGGCCGAUCGGUUUGUUAAAGGGCACCAAGUUCUCGCUGAACUGUGGGAGGGAGGCAAAGUGCUCACAGAUGGCGGAGGCGAUGGAUACGGCAUGUUGUAGGGAGGAUGGAUCGGUAACGGAGUAGACGAUGAGGGCGCCAUCGUACUCGGUGAGAGUGCGUGUCCAUAGAUGCGGG